Messenger RNA from Notodromas monacha, 1090 nucleotides. NCBI's taxonomy places the organism in Eukaryota, Metazoa, Arthropoda, Ostracoda, Podocopida, Cyprididae. The record is from the annotation of a GenBank genome assembly.
UUUACAGGAUCCGGCUGUUAUGAUUUUUGAUUCUUCUCAAGCUUCUUAUGUGUGCUAGGGUUUGGAAAUUCAAUACUGUACUAUACAGUACUGUAGAAGAAACUUUUUCGCAUCCGGCAAGCUGCAGAAUAAAUAUACUGUACAGUACAUUGUAAAUUUGAAUUCUCUUGAAUAGGAGCAUCAAACGGAUUGGAAAUUUCACCGUCCGGAUAAUUGAAUGCCUUAAUCAAUUCGCACUUGUGAUGUAAUUACCGUACUUCAUGCAGAAUUUAUCCUCAUUGAACGGAAAGCCUUGAUAUUGAACGCUAAUGAUACUUAGCGCGCCAUGUUGCUUUCGUGUCCGAUUUGUCUGGAUGAUCCUGUUUUCAUGACAAAGAUGUUUGUAUCUACCCCAUGUGGGCAUGUUUUUCAUAAGGAAUGCGUCAAUAAGCUGAUACCAAGGAGUGUUGGCACAGUUUCCGGCUUGGAUCCUCCCUUCGUAUUCGUCAUCGAGUGCCCGCAAUGUCGUCAAAUCGUAAAAAAAGAAAGCGUCAUGCCCAUUGUCGAAUACCAUCAGGCAUGCAAGUCCCGGGAGCUCGUUGCUUCUCAAAGGAUUGAAAAGAAAUUUGGUACAGUUGGAAACGCUAAUGAUACCCAAGCUAAACGUUGCCAACUUUUAAGUGGCAUGCAGGUGGAUUUAUUAUUCAAACUGCAGCGCCAGCUAGAAGAAGAGGAAAAGAAGUUUUUGUUGGCGACUGAUCGCGAAGUCAAAGAGCAGGACCGCUUGCAUAGCUUGAAAUCUGUAUUGAACCACGAAAGAGGAUCAAUUUCGGGCUUGAAGGCGCAUGUGAGGUUUCUGAAAGCUGAAUAUAAAGCUGAGUCGGAUGCGAUAAAGCAGACUCAACCGGAACUGAAAAAAUUGGAAGCAGAGUUGCUUUUGUUGGAGCGUCGUCGAAGAUGCAUUCGUCGUAAAUUCGUAAUGAUAAUGCCUGCUGCUGUUGUGAAGUAUGUGUACGUGUACGUGUAUGUUCGGACGAAGAUAAAAGGCUGGCUUUCCACAGAUUCAGAUCCUGUUGAAUCACAGCAGAACCCUUCGGAUUUUGCUGUGUGA